This is a messenger RNA of Saccostrea echinata, 619 nucleotides long. RefSeq names its product mitochondrial import inner membrane translocase subunit Tim8-like. The transcript is spliced from 3 exons. Lineage: Eukaryota; Metazoa; Mollusca; Bivalvia; Ostreida; Ostreidae. The coding region runs from base 60 to 311 and encodes 83 amino acids. The record is from RefSeq and is a predicted model, not a curated record.
UACACGUUGGAAUCAGAAGGGUAAACUGGAGUCGUCUUUUUUGUUAAUUUUGUAUCAAAAUGGAUGACCAGCAGAUAGAUCCACAGUUUGCACAAGAAGUACAGAUAGAGGUUCAGAAAGCCAAGAUACAGCAGCAGUUAAACAAACAGACAGAGAUGUGCUGGGAUAUUUGUGUUGGGUCCAUGGUAGCCAAAUUUGAUGGUAGAACAGAGAGUUGUAUAACAAACUGUGUGGAUAGAUAUGUGGACACAGGUUUAUUAAUUCAGAAUCGAUUUCAGGAGAAAUUGUCAAUGGCAGGACGGCUAGGAUAAUGUCAUCUCAUUUUGUAUUAAGAACUGUCAGAAUUCACAUAUCAGAGUUGUAGACAACCCUGGCAUUAUAACUGAGGGAUUUCAAUAUCAUAAAGAAAAAGCGACUUAUAUGUAAUCUGAAUUGAUAGUGUAAUUUUAAAAUUACAUAACUGUGAUUAUUUAAGAUUUAUAAGAUCUUACUUUCAAAAUAGUAACAUAUACAAUAUUCUACAUAAAAGUUUAUUAUAAAUAUGUACAACUAAAAAGACCUGUUACAUAUUAAUAUCACAAAGGCAUUGUUUGGAAUGGAUUUUAUAAUUCUGAUAAAA